CCAGCGGGGCCGGACCCUUGUAGGUGUCAGUGACCGAGGGAGGUGGAACGAGGCCCCGCCAGCCCCGUCACUGACACCGCCCGCGCCGUCCCCUCACCGCCCAGACAGGGACCUGUGUCUGGAAGGGCAGGCCCCUCAACAACCACUGAGGUCCUGGGGCCUACUUUCAGCUCUCAUGACACCAUCCUGCCUGCCCAAAUCAGAGCAGUAGUAGGGGCCACCUGGGCUAACCCUCCCAUGGUGAAGAAGAGAAGCCAGGCCUGGAAAGCAGCAGGGAGCAGCUGAGGGGCCGGGUCACCUCCAGCCAUGGCUCGUGAGGCCGGGCCGAAGGCGGCCGACAGCACCUUCUCAUCCGACAGACAUGCCCAGAUCAUCCUGGCCCAGAUUAACGAGAUGCGGAGCGGGCAGGAUUUCUGCGAUGUGCGGCUGCUGGUGGGAGAGGCCGAGUUCCGCGUGCACCGGCUGGUGCUGGCUGCCAGCAGCCCCUACUUUGCCGCCCUCUUCACUGGGGGAAUGAAGGAAUCCUGCAAGGAUGAGGUGCAGAUCCUGGGCAUCGAAGCGGGAAUUUUCCAGACUCUUCUAGAUUUCAUCUACACAGGUGUGGUAAACAUCGGUGUGAACAAUGUCCAGGAACUGAUUGUGGCCGCCGACAUGCUCCAGCUGACCGAGGUGGUGGACCUGUGCUGUGAGUUUCUGAAAGGACAGGUGGAGCCGUCCAACUGCAUCGGCAUCUUCCAGUUCUCGGAGCAGAUCGCCUGCCAUGACCUCCUGGAGUUCACAGAGAACUACAUCCACGUGCAUUUCUUGGAGGUGAGCGGUGGGGAAGAGUUUUUGGCACUGACCAAGGAUCAACUGAUUAAGAUUCUGCGAAGUGAGGAGCUGAGCAUUGAAGAUGAGUACCAGGUGUUCUUGGCCGCCAUGCAGUGGGUUCUGAAGGACCUGGGCAGGAGGAAGAAGCAUGUGGUCGAAGUCUUGGAGCCCGUCCGAUUCCCCCUGCUGCCUCCUCAGAGGCUAGUCAAGUACAUAGAAGGAGUCCCUGACUUCAGCCUCCGAGUGGCCCUGCAGACACUGUUGAAAGAGUACUGUGAGAUGGGCAAGCCCCCCAAGGAUAACAGGUUCUGCAGUUUUCUGCAGACCUCCAAGGUGCGGCCUCGCAAGAAGGCGAGGAAGUGCCUGUAUGCCGUAGGCGGAUACACCCGGCUGCAGGGGGGCCGAUGGAGUGACAGCAGAGCCCUCAGCUGCGUGGAGCGUUUCGACACCUUCAGCCAGUACUGGACCACAGUGUCUUCGCUGCACCAGGCCCGCAGUGGCCUAGGAGUGGCGGUAGUGGGAGGGAUGAUCUAUGCCAUUGGAGGGGAAAAGGAUUCGAUGAUCUUUGACUGCACGGAGCGCUAUGACCCAGUCACAAAGCAGUGGACGACUGUGGCUUCCAUGAACCAGCCCCGCUGUGGCCUGGGGGUGUGCGUGUGUUACGGGGCUAUCUACGCUCUCGGUGGAUGGGUGGGAGCCGAGAUAGGAAACUCAAUUGAACGAUUUGAUCCUGAGGAAAAUAGCUGGGAAGCUGUUGGCAGCAUGGCUGUGCCGCGUUACUACUUUGGCUGCUGUGAGGUCCAAGGUUUAAUCUAUGUGGUUGGCGGCAUCAGCAAUGAGGGCGUGGAGCUCAGUUCCGUCGAAGCAUACAACCCAGUUUCCAAGUGCUGGUCCAUGCUUCCUCCCAUGGGGACCAGGAGGGCCUAUCUGGGGGUGGCUGCCCUCAAUGACUGCAUCUAUUCGAUCGGAGGGUGGAAUGAGACCCAGGAUACACUGUCCUCUGUAGAAAAAUACUCCUUUGAAGAGGAGAGAUGGGUUGAAGUUGCACCUAUGAAAGUGCCCCGAGCCGGUGUGUGCGUGGUGGCCAUAAAUGGGCUUCUGUACGUUUCUGGAGGCCGGUCUUCCAGCCACGAUUUCUUGGCCCCUGUCACCUUGGACUCGGUCGAAGUGUACAACCCUCACUCUGACACAUGGACUGAAAUUGGUAACAUGAUCACCAGCCGUUGCGAAGGGGGCGUGGCUGUGCUGUGACCAGUGUCAGGAAACCUGGGCUCAUGCGGAAGAGGACGCUGGGGCUUGGGGCAGGACUAGAGGAGAGAGAGGGAGGCCCCAAGGUCAGAAGGAGGAUGCUCCCGAGGGCAGACAGGGCUGAAAAGCCGGCUGGUGCCACGUUCCUAAGACUGGUGUGGGGCAGGCUUGGCAUCUGUUACAGGCAAAGCCCACCUUGACAGGGGACCAUCGGGCUCCCAUUCCCAGACCCGUCCUGAUCAAGGACCCACACUGCCCUUUCUGUGCUCGUGGUCCUGUCGAGGGCUUUUCCUGUGCAGUCUAAGUACUCCACACUGAGUUCUGUUCACCCACAAUGAAAAGGAUACCACUGCCCAUGCCACCUGCCCCACAGGGGAAAAUCCGGUGAAUAACUGCCCAGCCCUUAGUGCCAGAUGGUGUCUUUCAUUGGCACCAAACCCUCAGUCAGCAACUUAUUUACUGGGAGAGGCUGGUGGGAAAUGGACACAACUCCAUCAGGAGCUCAUGGCAAACCUUGGCUUGCUGGCUCCCGAAUGGGCAAGUUGAGAAAUCCCAGCCAGCCUUCUGAAACAGAGGCCACAGGCAGUAGCCCCCCCCUUGCCUGCCCGAGGGGGGGUCACCCACAGAUCAUGCCUGCUUAGCUGUUAGAAAAGGGCGAAGCUUCAGGCCUCCUUCCCCACUCCUCUUCCAGCUGUUCUGUGCCUGCCCGCCUGCCCCAGAGGCUUCCUUAAUAGUACUGCCUCAGUGGGACUGCCCAGUCCCCUUGCUCACUCACCUUUUCACCUCCAGGCCUUUGGCAAAGGGUGGGGUUGUGGGGUGGAAGGCUUAGCCGGGGACUGCUCUGCACCUUGCUUGCCUGGGCCAGCUUCAGCUCCCCAAUUCUCAAGGGCCUGGUACACCCUGGACCCCCAAGUUGCUUAUCGAUAGAGCAGUUGUGCAGAUUUUUCAUUCCCUUACUGUGGCAUUCUAAACACUGGCUGCAUCUUAGACCCAAAAAGCUUGCUUAGUAAACCUUGGCAAAGGCACUUUUGGUGUAGAAACCCCCUGCAAGUCACUUUCCUCCUCCCCUGGAGAAUGUGACCAUCACGGCACCUGCCUUAAUUCAUUGGUUGUGAAGAUCCAAUGAAUUAAUCUCUGUAAAGCUCAUUGCAAAUGCCAGCUCUUCUCUGCUUUUAAUAAACGCUGGAAAGGUUUUGCUUGCAUGUGGUGGUUGUCUCUUUUUGGGCGGCCAGGUGUUAGACAUCAGGACUCCAGCUUGAGUCAAGCCCUACCUCCCUUCGUGCACCAUUCAGCAUGGGAAGAUACUUGUAGAAGGCCUAAAUGAACGUGUGAGAAAGCCACCUUUUUGGAGCUAAAAAGCUCUGCCUUCCUUUGUUGGACACCACAUACAUCAAUGGAACAAAAGCCCAAGUCAUCCAGAGGCCAGCGCAUAAGUCACCUGAAGGGGUCAUUACCUUGAAAAGGCUUGGGUAAUCAAGAGAGAACCCCAGUGCUGGUUUUGGUCUUAUCCUGGCCUAAGUUUACAAAACACGUGAUCCCACUGGGGUCGUCUUGCCUUAGUUCUUCCUUCUCAUACACUUCACCCACACAGGAACAUGCAGGAAAGCCCCUGGAUGGCUUCUCCUAAAGGGAGAAGCCAGAAGGGCUGAGGAAUCCUCAGACAGACAAGCAUGUGAUGGGAGCCAGGGGGGCCACUAGGGUUUGGCUUGACAGCCAUGUCUCAAGGCAAAGGCCUAAGGAAUAAUGGAUCCUUCUAAUUAAAACAAGAUACUAAUGGAAUGAGUGUAAGCUAUUAUGUUUCCUCCUUUAUGUAAAUUCUGUAGCUGAUCCUGGGACACAGUACGACUUUGCUUGGAGCAGCUUGCCAUUAGAUUUCUUUCGCUAUGGCUAAAGGGAAAUCUAUUUUUUAAAAAUGUAUAGCAUCAUUACAAGUCAAAAAUUUUUUGUCCCCAAAUUUUUCAGUGCCAUUUGCUUAAAGAACUACCCAACUCAAGACAGCUGUCUUAUGCCAGGCUUUGCCCAGCUACUUGCUUCAUCAUCCCUUCUGGAAGGCUUAGGAGCUCUGAAGAUUCUCUUGUUCACUGUGGGAAGGGGGUCAGAGGGAAGCCAUUAGAUGAAAAGGGUACCUCAGGAAGGACCCUCGUUUGUCCUUUAUGUGUCUCAAUAAGACUGCUGGUCUGGGGUUUCUGUUAGAAAGCAGACAGACCUCAGAUCUUACAAUCAGCACCUCCACAAGAAUUUCUGGAAUUUGAUGGGAACCAAAUUUUAUAUGUAUUUUUACCAAAACAAUAAAACUAGACGCAUCAUUCCAUA
This is a messenger RNA of Vombatus ursinus (common wombat), 4371 nucleotides long. It is a transcript of the gene IPP, whose product is annotated as intracisternal A particle-promoted polypeptide. Gene Ontology annotation, molecular function: actin binding. Lineage: Eukaryota; Metazoa; Chordata; Mammalia; Diprotodontia; Vombatidae. The transcript has 10 exons. The record is from RefSeq and is a predicted model, not a curated record. Bases 307 to 2061 code for a protein of 584 amino acids.